Molecule: messenger RNA, 1281 nt
Organism: Spirodela intermedia
Lineage: Eukaryota; Viridiplantae; Streptophyta; Magnoliopsida; Alismatales; Araceae
Source: the annotation of a GenBank genome assembly
AUGAAUUUGCAAAGUUUCCUGGAGAGCAGCACGGGGGAGGUCGCCGCCUGGGUGUCAAAUCUGGCCGCCCGUGCAGUCGCCACCGUCAUUUCGCUGAACCCCAAGGCAGAGGAGCUGGACAGGGAGAUGGAAGAGCUGAGGGCCAUUAGCAAUGAUGUUUCGGAGGAGAUUAGAACCGGCGAGCUUGAGAACAAGAGGCCGACCCACCAGACGCAGACUUGGCUCAGUCUAGUGGGGAAGAUCGAGGCCAGGGUGGACAAAUUCCGGCUUUCCUUACAGCAGAGGGGGGCCUCCUCUGAGGGCUCUUCUUUGCGAUCCUCCUAUCAGCUCGCUUGUGAAGCUGCCGAGUGCCUGAAAGAAGUCCAGAGGCUGAAGACCCAGAAGAGCGAUCUCCUCCCCCUACUCAUCCAGGCUCCCCCACCCGCGGUGGUUGAGCUGCCAAGCUCUUCACUAUACGACAACGUGGGCGCGGAGGAGACGUUGUCGGAGAUCCGCAGCCUCGUGGAGGGCGAUGAAGCGCCAGUCAUCGGGAUCUACGGCAUGGGGGGAAUAGGGAAGACGACCCUAUUGAAGGCGAUCAACAACGAGUUCCUCCACAGGGGAUCCAGUCAAUUCGAUCUGGUGAUUUGGGUCACCGUCUCCAAGGAACUUGAUGUCCAUAAGGUUCAAGAGGAAAUCGCCGUCCGGUUGGGCUACUCUCGCCCCGGAAAAGGCCAGGGAAAGACCCUCACAGAGCAUCCAACCGACAGGGUCAAUACCCUGCGGAGGGCCCUCUCCCAGAGGAAGUUCCUUCUGCUGCUGGACGACCUGUGGGAGAAACUAGACCUCGGCGCUGUAGGUGUCCCCUUCUCCUCCUCUUCCGACAGGAACGGAAGCAAGAUAGUCUUUACCACACGCUUAGUGGAAGUGUGCAACAGGAUGGACGCUGAGUGGAAAGUUCAGGUGCCCCUCUUGGAUCAAGCACGCUCUUGGGAGCUCUUCUGCCAAAAGCUGGGAAGGGGAGAAGACCAGUGGGAUCCCUCCGUGAGAUCUCAGGCAGAAGACGUUUGUAAAAAGUGUGGAGGCCUGCCGAUCACUCUCAUCACCGUAGGCCGGGCCAUGGCGGGUGCCACCACCCUUGGCGAGUGGAAAGAUGCUCUCAAGGACCUGGAAGGCAUACCCCCGGGUCUCGGAGACAUGGAAAAGAAGGUUCUAGAGAGUCUCAAGUUCAGUUUCGACAGAUUGGAAGAUAAAUCCGCUAGGGAGUGCCUUCUCUACUUUCGCCCUCUUCCCAGAGGAUGA